CUCGGUAGAUAGUUAAAGACACUCACUCCGACACGCUCGUUCAAGUCAUAAGCUCAUAGUCGUAUUGUUCUGUUGAUCUCAACCAAGUGCAUGUUGCAGCAUAUCGCCCGAUUUUGAUUAUCGCUCGCAUUCAAACAAAAAAAACAUGAAGGAAAUUACUUUAUUCGUAUUAUUGUGUUGUGGAAUCGUUGUAUUCGGGAAGCAAUGCUGUCCCGAUGGCGUAAUAAUUUCACCACGGGGUAAAUGCGGCACAGAGCCAAUGGUCAGCAUGAACUGCAGCAAUGGAAGAUUGCUAUUGAAAGAUAUAAUCUUGAAUGGAAAUAAGGUGUCUACUCAGGACACUCCAGAUUUUGUUUUCGCCGAAGAUCCUGAUGAGUAUUGUCUCGGUGCGAUGUACAAAAACGGUACAGACUCUAGUUCGGGAAUUAUCUCUAUUGCGCUUGUAUGCUUCGAACCAUCGCUUAAGGCCAACGACAUUGAGACAAGCGGAAUACUAACAUUAAUCUCUGUAGUGUUUCUUUUAGCGACUUUCGCUGUGUACACGUAUUUUCCAAAUUUAAGAGACCUCCAAGGCUUAUGUUACAUGUCUAUGAGCAUAAGUAUGGCACUUGGAUUCUUGUCAUUGGGAGUGCUGCAACUGAAUACAGGGUUUCGUCAAGAUUUAUGUACAUUGACAGGAUUCGUCGUGUACACUUGGAUGAUAGCAACAUUCUUUUGGAUGAAUGUGAUUUGUAUAAACGUAUGUCGUUCAGUGCUCAACGCUUCUCGCUUGGCAAAAUCGGAUAGAAAGCAAUUUCUGUGGUACAGUUGUUACGCGUGGGGCGGUACUUUAGCACUACUCUUUGUGGCCAUCAUUACGACCUUCGUCGACGGAGACCACUGGAAACCAGGUUUUGGUGAAUCUAGUUGUUGGUUCAACGGUCGCACCGAAACAUGGAUCUUUUUCUACGGACCGAUUGCGUGUUUGAUAGCGUUUAAUAUUGGGCUAUUCUUGCUGUCAUUUGUUCAUUUGUGGCUGCAGACCAUUAAAUACGAAGUCAAUAAACUGAACAACUUGAAGUAUAAAUUCCUGCUAUCAUUGAAACUCUUCUUGGUCAUGGGGAUAUCCUGGAUAUUCGAAAUCGCCAGUUUCGCUCACGGAAAGUCGCAUAUUAUCUGGAAAAUCAUGGAUAUUUUCAACUGCCUCCAAGGCGUUAUUAUAUUCUUAUUGCUCGUAGUGCUGAGAAAGAAAGUAAUCCAAAAUCUAACGAAUGAAAACUGUUGUGUUUUCUUAACACGCCGGCUCUCGGAUAAACUUAGCCCACAUGAUGAUUCCGAUGAUCAACAGAACAUACUGGGCGAUGAAACCGUCGAAGUCCGAUUAAAUUAAUUAGUUACAAACAAAUAAUAAUCAAACUCGUAAUCAUUGUCUAUACAUAAAAGGAUAUGUGAUCUGUAAAAAUGGAAACGAUAACUCAUUUAAAUAAUAUUUUUUUUUUUUUUUAGAUUAUAAAUACUUUGUUAAUAAAAAGUAAUCUCUAAUGGAUGUAAUCUCUAAUCACGGAUAUUUUUUAUGUAUUUUAUUGUAUAGGCAAUUUUAUGCAUAUUAUUAUAUCUUUAUGAUAAUAAUACUCAAUAAGAUUUUAAUUUUUAAGUCUAAAAUUUGUUUAUCUGUUUUGGAAGCUUCUUGCUUCUGCUCCUAAACGAACAAAAAACAAAAUUUAUAUUCUCACUACAUACAAGUUUAAUUUUGAUUUUUGUUUGUUAGUAAUCAUAAUUUGUUACUAAAUGAUGCAAUGUAGAUAUUUAAAGGUGUCCUUAAUUUUAAAAUACGUGACUUGUUUGCGUAAUAGUGCCAUUGUGUUAAAUUACUUGGAUAAUAUAAU
This is a messenger RNA of Bombyx mandarina (wild silkworm), 1865 nucleotides long. Its product is annotated as putative G protein-coupled receptor Mth-like 2. Gene Ontology annotation, cellular component: membrane. The record is from RefSeq and is a predicted model, not a curated record. NCBI's taxonomy places the organism in Eukaryota, Metazoa, Arthropoda, Insecta, Lepidoptera, Bombycidae. Gene Ontology annotation, molecular function: G protein-coupled receptor activity. Gene Ontology annotation, biological process: cell surface receptor signaling pathway; G protein-coupled receptor signaling pathway.